Molecule: messenger RNA, 4259 nt
Organism: Coturnix japonica (Japanese quail)
Lineage: Eukaryota; Metazoa; Chordata; Aves; Galliformes; Phasianidae
Product: G protein-coupled receptor 183-like
Biological process (GO): G protein-coupled receptor signaling pathway
Cellular component (GO): membrane
Molecular function (GO): oxysterol binding; G protein-coupled receptor activity
Source: RefSeq, a predicted model, not a curated record
CUCUCUGUCUGUUCACACCUCAGCCGUCAGGAGUGGGAGGUGGCGUGGGGCUGUGUGCCCACAGAGCAACAGGACACGGGACGUGACCUCACAACAGCAGCAGGAGAGUGAAGGUGCACAAGACGCUCGAAAAUGGCUGCAGUGGUGGCCACGUUCACACCUGCCAACCUCACCUCCAACCAGAGCAGCUGCAACGUGCACAACCAUUACUUCUCCGCCAAGGUCACCUUCUCCCUCUUCUACACUGCCCUGCUGGUGUUCGGCGCCUGCGGCAACAUCCUUGCCCUCUGCAUCACCUUCCAGCGCAGGAAGAAGAAACUCAACUCCACUGACCUCUACCUGGUGAACCUAGCUCUGUCCGACGCCCUCUUCACACUGGCGCUGCCUGGCAGGAUCGCCUACUAUGUCCUGGAGUUUAACUGGCCCUUCGGGGACUGGUUCUGCCGGCUGACCGCCUUUGUUUUCUACAUGAACACCUAUGUGAGCAUCUACUUCAUGACCUGCGUCAGCGUGGACCGCUACGUCGCUGUGGUGCGCACCAGGCACCCUGGCAGGACCCGCAGGGUCAGCCGUGCCAGGGCUGUCUGCGCCCUCGUCUGGUUCCUGGUGUUCCUGCAGACAGCACCGCUGCUGCUGCGGCCCAUGACGCGCCAGAUGGGCGACAAGUUGACAUGCAUGGAGUACUUCAACUUCGAGGAGAUUCCCAAGCUGCCCUACCUGCUCCUGGUGGCUUGUGUGCUCGGCUUCUUCCUGCCUGUGGGCAUCAUCUUGGCGUGCUACGUGCAGAUCAACCUCAAGCUCUGCCAGACCGCCAAGGAGAACCCACUGACAGUAAGGAAUGGGCACCACCGCCGGGCCUUCACAGUCAUCUUGGUGGUGCUGCUGGCCCUCCUGCUUUGCUUCAGCCCCUACCACAUCAACAUCGUCCAGUUCAUGGUCAGGAAGAUCCUCCACCAGCCAUCUUGCCGUGAGCAGCAGGCCUUCAAGAUGUCCCUGCAAGUCACCGUGGCAUUCAUGAACUUCAACUGCUGCAUCGACCCCAUCAUCUACUUCUUUGCCUUCCGAGGCUAUAAGAGGAGGCUCCUCCGCAUCUUCAGGAACAGCGGCUCCAUGGCUACCUCCUCCACUGCCAAGACCCCUUCUGAGAGCAACAGCAACAGCCAGCCGCCCGGCUCCAGCUCUGUCUAACAGCAUGACCCUCCUGUUCUCUCCACCUGGCAGCGCGUGGACCAUUCCCUGCAGCAGCAGUGGGGCCGGGCUGCAGAGCAGGAUCAGACCCCACCGCUCUCUGCCUGGAACCAGGGGCUCUUGCACAUCCAACACAGCACCAACCCAGCUGCUGCCUGCACCUCCUUCCCUGCAGGGAUGAAGAGCAGCUUGCUGCCGUCCCUCCACCACGCACUGCAUGGGAUGGGUGGCAAGUGGGCACUGUGUGUGCAAAUCCUGGUCCCCUUUAUGGCACUCAGAGGAGGCACACGGUUCCCUGCAAUGUUCCCUAGGAAAUCUUCAUCCCACCCUCCCCAUAAAGGGUACUGAUGAUGCUCUUGCACCGCCUCAUCUGACCUUCCCUUGAACCUGAGGACCUGGGACAUGAGCCAGACCAGGCUGCUCCUGGGGCCUUGCUAAGGGCCGGUCAUACAUGACCCUCACCAGAGCCCUGAGGCAUCUGGUUCCCAUCAAAACCUGUGCAGCAAUGAGAACGUUGGUGUGACCAAGGAGCUCCACAGCUCCACUCUGAAGCUGCUGGACUACAGGGCUGGCACAAGCGAACCAGAUUUCAUGGUGCCUGAUCUUGUACUGGAGGCUGGAAGGGACAGACAGAUGCACAGAGAUAUGAAGAGGAGGAAAAACAGCUUUCUUUUGCUUAACUUUAAAGCAGUUCCAUUAAUGACACUUCUGAUUAACAGAAUUCGUUCUUGAAGGCAGUAACAUUUCUUGCUUGAAGGCUAAUAAUACAGGUGUGUGCAGCCCUUUAAGUGUGCAUGAGUUAUCUUUUGGAUGACAACAGCUUCACCUGACACAGGUGACUUCAGGGAUGUACCUGAGGUUGGAAGGACCUCCAGCAGAGCCCUGCAGGGUACUCGACACCCAGCAGUCUAACCUCGGUGCUGGCCUGAAGGGAGCCUGUGUUCCAAAAAGCACAUUACAAUGGUCAUGGAAGAGCUUGUAGGCAGUAACUGAGGGGUAUUUGUGGUCUGAGCACUGUGAAGGAGCCCAGUGUGGACCCCCAGCACGCAGCCUGCUGGGAGCCAGGCCACCAUGCACAUGAGGUUGGUGGCUGUGGGUUUGUCCAGUAGAGGAUCAGGGGUUGCAAGGAGGGGCUCCCUAGCAGAGGUGUUACUCCACUCUGUCCUUCCUAUGGAGGCACUCCUGGUGCUCUGCUCCACAGCUGGUACAGAAGUGUGAAAAUGGGGCAUUUCACCACAGUGAGACGAUCACAGAACCUCCCCCAUGGGCACAGAGCACUUUCUCUACAUUUCAUUCAUUGCAUAAUGCUCACCUCAGACAGCACGUUUGUGUGGCAGCAGAUAUGCGUGUUUCCUGCCACUCACCUCACUCGUGUGUGAACUCACUGAGAACAUUUCAUCCCUCCUCUUAUCAGCUCCUAUCGGUAACUGCAUUGCUGCAUCUUUUGCUCCCUUCCUGACAUCCUUCUUGGUGCAAAAGUGCCUGCACCCAGCACCACGCUGCUGCCAUCAGAUGAGGGAUGCCUGCAGUUGCAGGCACCUGCCAAGAUAACAUCAGGGGAGUGGCCACACUGCUGAUAUGCUCAUGUCAUCUCUCUCUUGUUCCUCUGACCCCCAUCUCACUCAUGUCUUCAUUAAACUUAAAUGCCAGGUUCAUUGCUUACAUUUUUCUGGACAGAAGGCCAGAUGCUGCCUUCAGUUCAGCCAUGCAGCCCCUGUCCCCGCUACCACUCCCUGCCUCAUGAUUGGGCCGAUAACACCCAGUGGUGCACACUCUCUUGAAUUUCAAAGUAGAGCUGAGUGCCCUUUCUGCAGCCAAGGCCCCUCUUCCGAGCACAGGAGGAACAGAAUACCAUGAAGUGUUAAACCAAGCACUGUAUGUUUUAUAGAAACCCAUACAUGCAUACAAUAAAAUAGGUGUGCGUAUGCAUAUAUAUGUACACACAUACAGUGCUUGUGUGCUCACAUGCCUCUCCUAAUAAAACAGUGUUUAUGCUCCUUUAUAUAAAACUCAUUUCUAUGACUGCUUGCUUAAAGAAAGUCAAUCUCAUUUAGAACACGUACACAUACAAGAAAUAAAAUGAAUCCAUUCUAUGAUACUACCUUGCACCACACUUGCUUGCUUGGUUCUCAUUUCAGACAGAAGCCACGAGAUGUCCAUCACAGGCUUCUGGCUCACACAGGAGGUAGCAGCCCUUGGUGCCCACCUGCCCAUCUCAGCAGCAGGUGGUCUCUGCUACGGGAAAGGGAAAAGUUUGGGUGAGGUAGAGCCCAAACACUGCAUCUCAGCACAGAGCUCAGGCUUGAGAACUGCUCACCAGGCAGUUUUCCACAAACACAAACAACUGUGGGUGCAUUUCCAAGCCCCACAGCUAUCUAGGAAAGUCCCCUGUAAAUUACUGCGAUGUUGUCUCAUAGUGACAUUCCCAGGCUGUUAGAGAAGUCUGAAAAGCAGCUACUGUUACCUGGGGACUUAAAAUCCUCUCCAUAGAAAAGCAUGCUGCGUUAUCUCCCUGCCCAAACAUACCUUUGCGUCACUCCUCAAAAAGGAACUGCACAGUGACAUUUAAAGCUGCACUGGGCAUGCACUGAGAAGGCUGGAAGGACCACGCUCCUCAUGCUCACAGCUGUGUCACAAUCAAGAGGAGACUGAGGUCUUCCACAGCUCUGGUGCUUUCUUGUAGGAAAGAGGAACUCUGCUCAGCAGCACCAGGGACCCCUCCUUUCACCACUUCUUUUUUUUUUCUUUUUUCCUCCUGAUUGUAAAUCACAACCCUGGGAGCAUUCUGAGCAAGAAACUCUUCUACAGAAAUCAGGUUUCCAGCUGACAUCACUGAGACCUGAACUUCACCCCUCAUGUUUGACUAUGUGUUGUGAAAUGGGGCUUUCCAAAGUGUGGCCUUCGGAUGCUCUCUGUAUAGAUAACAGCAGUCAAGGUCUGAGAUUUGGAAAAUAUCCACCAGUGUGCCCAGGAUGCUUCUUUUAUGCUUUAAAAUUCCAUGGAAAAAAUGCUCAUUGUGCCUGUCCUCAGAACAGGGCAUGUGUCCAUGUGUUCUGUUCAGCCCACCAGGG